Oppia nitens is the source of this 1789-nucleotide messenger RNA. RefSeq lists its product as uncharacterized. Bases 159 to 1691 code for a protein of 510 amino acids. The transcript is spliced from 4 exons. The record is from RefSeq and is a predicted model, not a curated record. NCBI's taxonomy places the organism in Eukaryota, Metazoa, Arthropoda, Arachnida, Sarcoptiformes, Oppiidae.
CCUAAAUAUCUAUUGACUAAAAGUUACAGUAUUUAUAGAGUUUUUACAAUAAGGAUUACAAUUAAGAUUUAGAUUAUAUUAUUAGAUUAGGAUAUAAUCAGUUCUCUCAAAGAGAUAUUAGUUAUCAGUUUUCUUUGUCCUCAUAUAAACGGCUACUAAUGUUGUCGACAAUCUCUAAACGUUUGACUUCAUUGGCAGUGUUUGCUGUCAUCAUUUCAAUUGCUUUAGUCGACGGACAGUCUAAUUGGGAAGAGUCGCAAAAGACAGUGAAAGAGAUGUGCAAAGAACUGAAGACUAAUCAUAGGAUUGUCGAAGCAUUUAAUUUUAAUAACGAUCUGUUUCUGAUAACUGAAGACAAACAGUCGAGAAGUAAGGAUCCAUUUGGCUCACGAAAGCGUUACUAUUGUCUGCGUGUUUUUGAUACAUCAGACAUCGUUGAUGGCAUCAGUCAAUCGGCUAUCUUUUCUCAGGCCAUAGACAUGACCCGCCACUGGUCUAACGAUUUACGAGGCAAUUGGCUCUUCUAUUUGAAAAACUUCUUUUUUAUCAAUAAAAGAGAAGACUUCACAAAUGCUCAGAACACACAACUGCUUGGUGUCUAUCAAUAUCUCAUUGGAUUUAACAAAACAAUGAUGGACUCCAUCGAAAUGUUUGAUGCCUACCGGUUCCCGGUUGGAGAAAAUAAAAGGCUAAAUAUUUUCGACAUAAAAGAUCCCAUUAGAAUCAAUACAAAUAUAUACAAAUAUAUACCGAAAGAGGAUGAAUUCAAUUUGAUGUCAUUGGCGGUAAAGUUACCUCAAGAGGAUAUCAGUAACCGAAUUCAUUCAAUAUUAACUUUACCGUCGAUUGGAAAAGCGACCACUGAUUACGGACGAUAUUUUGUCUACUAUUUGGAGAAACCCCGAAAAUCAUUGGUAGAAGAACAGGGAAAAUGGGAAUUUAAAAGACAUGUUUUUGAACCAUCACUUGUAAACUAUGGCGAAUACAAUGAACUGAACUGGGCCUACAUCGGGGACAACGAUACCGAAAAGUGUGUCACACAAAACAUUGUCAACGCAGCGGCACUCGUGACCACUAGUACCUCUUCAUCAGGUGGUAAACAUGAUUUCACUAUUAUUGAGUUCAUUGACAACGAAUACAAAAUCAAAACCGGUUGGCAAUCAGCUACAAGUGUAUCCAAUAACUUGACUGAAGUCGCAAACGGAUCCAUUUUGGAUCUGUUCAAUUGUACAAAACCCAAACCAUUGGUCACUACAACAAUAGCAACGACCAUUGCUGGAGACACUGCAAGUUCUGGUGCAGAGGCUUCUACUACUACAACUAAAAAACCAACUAAACUGCCAGCAUCAACAGUCAGUGUGAUUACAGAGGCUGAGCCAACAGGAUCUGAACCACCAGAACCUGAAGAACCGCAACCAACAGAACCCGAGCCAACUAACAUUCCAAUGCCUGACGAACCCAAAGAUCCCGAAGAAAAGGCAUCUCUAUUAUGGUUAUGGAUAUUAUUGAUAUUAGUAAUAGUCAUAAUCAUAGCAUUUGGUGUCUUCUAUUUAUUAUAUAUCUUUGUCGGACCAUUCAAUACAUUUGUCCGAAGAUAUAUCAUUUCACGCGAUAGGCCUCCCUCUGGACGACCCACUAAACUCACUCAAAACACACCUAAACUUAUUGAACUAAAACAGAUCAACAGUUAAUCCGAUCAACACAUCUCUUGUUGUAAUACUUAAUGAAAUAUUUCUAAUGUAUUUUUUUCAUCCAAAUAUUUAUUCAUUAAUUUAUUUCAUUUAACUAU